Molecule: messenger RNA, 3139 nt
Organism: Coregonus sp. 'balchen'
Lineage: Eukaryota; Metazoa; Chordata; Actinopteri; Salmoniformes; Salmonidae
Source: the annotation of a GenBank genome assembly
CUGAUUGGACGUCCUGUGCUCCCUGCCUAUUGGUCCCUUGGGUUCCAGCUCUGUCGCUAUGGAUAUGCCAACGACACUGAGAUAGCAGACCUCUACAGGGACAUGAGAGCAGCAGGAAUACCCUACGUAAGCACCCUUAAAUUGUACCCUUCAAACAAGUGCCCUUACUCAACACCCUACAACACCAUUUGUCAUCAUAAAUAGCUUGGUGUUACUCUAAGUACAUCAAACUCAAAUACCCUUACUUUACACCUUACAACACUCUCUACCUAUAUUACACACCAUUGUUUCUGUUUAAGCAUCUUUAAACAGAAACACCCAGAAACACCCUUGUCAGCAACAGUAAUUUUCCAGGCCCCUAACCCAUGCCCUCUACCCCCUGUAGAACCUGCAGUAUGCAGACAUAGACUAACCCAUGCCCUCUGUCCCCUGUAGGAUGUGCAGUAUGCGGACAUAGACUACAUGGAGCGCCAGCUGGACUUUGUUCUGGAUAGCCAGUUCCAGGGUCUACCAGCGCUGGUGGACCGCAUGAGAGGAGAGGGCAUGAGAUUCAUCUUCAUACUGGUACAAUAUGGAAUAUGAAACAUAUAACAAUCACAUUUAAAACAGUAAUAAGGGCCAGAUGUCUUUCCUGACAAUGUUUCUUGUGUGUGUGUGUGGCAGGACCCUGCCAUCUCUGCCAAUGAGACAGUGCCCUACCCUGCCUUUGACCGAGGUUUAAUAGAAGACGUAUUCAUCAAAUGGCCCAAGGAUCUCAGCAAUGACAUCGUCUGGGGGAAGGUAAGGAGAGAUGGAGAGGGAGGGGGGCAUAGAGAGAAAUGGGGAGGGGAGAACAAACAGAUGGACAAAGAUACAUAUUUAAACUAACAGUUUGAAGUUGAAUAUAGAGAGAGAGAAGAGAGAGAGAGAGAGAGAGAGAAGAGAGAGAGAGAGAGAGAGAGCGAGAGAGAGAGAGAGAGAGAGAGAGAGAGAGAGAGAGAGAGAGAGAGAGAGAGAGAGAGAGAGAGCGAGAGAGUCAUCUAGAGUCUGUAUGAGUCUGAUGACUGUCAUCAUAUUCAAUAAGCUGUUGUGUUAACCGGGCUCUCUAUUAAACUCCACUAAUUGUCUCUAUUGAAGUCUAGUAAUUGUCUCUAUUAAACUCUAAUAAUUCUCUCUAUUAAACUCCACUAAUUGUCUCUAUUAGACUCUACUAAAGUUAUAUUUUCUAUCUGCUGUAGGUGUGGCCUGACUUCCCUGGUGUUGUAGUCAAUGAGUCUGUAGACUGGGACACGCAAGUAGAGGUAUGUCUCACUUCCUGUUAACACAUCAACUAUCCAAUCACAGAACCUGACACAGGACACUUCCUGUUUUACAGUCCAAUUACUGACAUGUCUUAACGUUCCUUUGGUCAUGUGUUCUCUGGCCAAUCCCAGAUCUACCGGUCUUAUGCGGCAUUCCCAGACUUCUUCAUGACUCGUACAGCAACGUGGUGGCAUCAGGAGAUUGCAGAUUUCUACCAUAAUACCAUGAAGUUUGAUGGCCUCUGGAUCGUGAGUGAAAUCAUACCACUGCACACGCGUGCACACACACACACAUUCUGUCAUUUACCUUGAGUGUGAUUGUGUGCUUAGGACAUGAACGAACCAUCCAGCUUUGUCCAUGGAACCGUUGGAGAGAAGUGUCUGGGUCCCGCUGUCUACGAUAUGCCCCCAUACAUGCCACGUAAGAAAACUCACACCUUUAUCAGACACUCACACCUGAAUAUAGACACUCACACCGUUAUCAAGACACUCACACCUUUAUCAAGAUACUCACACCUUUAUCAAGACACUCACACCUUUAUCAAGACACUCACACCUGAAUCAAGACACUCACACCGUUAUCAAGACACUCACACCGUUAUCAAGACACACAACUUUAUCAAGACACUCACAACUUUAUCAAGAAACUCACACUGUUAUCAAGACACACACCUUUGUCAAGACACUCACACCUUUAUCAAGACACUCACACCUUUAUCAAGACACACAACAUUAUCAAGACACUCACACCUUUAUCAAGACACUCACACCUUUAUCAAGACAUUCACACCUUUAUCAAGACACUCACACCUUUAUCAAGACACUCACACCUUUAUCAAGACACUCACACCUUUAUCAAGACAUUCACACCUUUAUCAAGACACACACCUUUAUCAAUACAUUCACACCUUUAUCAAGACACUCACACCUUUAUCAAGACACUCACACCUUUAUCAAGACAUUCACACCUUUAUCAAGACACUCACACCUUUAUCAAGACACUCACACCUUUAUCAAUACAUUCACACCUUUAUCAAGACAUUCACACCUUUAUCAAGACACUCAAACCUUUACAUAGACUAAACAUAGUGUUUUCCCACUAAUUGAUUGCAUUUUUUUUUACAUUUUUGCAUUUUUAGUCAUUUAGCAGACGCUGUUAUCCAGAGCGACUUACAGUUAUUGAGUGCAUACAUUUUUUCAUACUGGCCCCCCGUGGGAAUCGAACCCACAACCCUGGCGUUGCAAGCGCCAUGCUCUACCAACUGAGCUACACAGGGCCAUCAAGGCAAAGGGUGGCUAUUUGAAGAAUCUCAAAUAUAAAAUAUAUUUUGGUAUGUUUAACACUUUUUUGGUUAUUACAUGAGUCCAUAUGUGUUAUUUCAUAGUUUUGAUGUCUUCACUAUUAUUCUACAAUGUAGAAAAUAGUAAAAAUAAAGAAAAACCCUUGAAUGAGCAGGUGUUCUAAAACUUUUGACCGGUAUUGUAGAUGUUCCAAAGGUCUUCAUCAGUGGCAUGUAGGCUAUGCGUGGAAGCCAGGAGAUGCUAAAUGUGUUCAUGUUAAUUAACGGUCAAUUACCGUGCGUCCGGCAGUUAUUUGCUUGACAAUCACCAUCUGACUAAAUUUCAUGACCACCACAGCCCUAGUCACAACCACCUAAACCCUCCCUUCUCCCUGCUGGGUUCAGGACAGUAAGUAUGUUGUGUUUGUCUCUCCAGCCCUGGAGUCCAGACACCGCGGUCUCAACCAUAAGACUAUGUGCAUGAACAGCCAACAGCACCUCAGUGAUGGUACCCCAGUUAAACACUAUGACGUACACAACCUGUAUGGAUGGUCCCACACCAAACCAACAUACGAGUGA